GAAGAUCACAGAGACUUCCAAGCUGUAAACCAUCACAGCUGUAGCCACAUGUUCCAGUGACCAGCAGUAGCAGUGCCCAACCCUGGCAUUAUCCUCAUGCAGACUCAUUGAAUGCAGGCUGGCUACCAUCUAGACUCUGAGAAAAACCUGUUACGUGAAGUUGCCAUGCUAAAUAAAGGGCUCAUUCCCUAAAAGGAGUUCUGUUUGUGAGUCCUACCCUAUGCCCACGUCCUCUCACAGCUUUGUGCUGUAACACUGGUGGCAGCGGUGGGAUAGGGUACCAGGACAUUGGAGGAACAAAGUACCAGCUCCCUUUGAUCCCUGCAUCAUGGAAGCUCCACCUGGAAUAUACAGUGUCUCAUGGGAUACAUUUAAUGACUCCUGGACUCCACAGAUCCCUACUGAUCCCAGGGAGAACACCUUGUUUUGGCAGAGGUGUGACUAUCUUGGACUCUCUGCAGAUGAGGCCCUGACCCAUGGGGUAGAACAGCUGGUGAGGAUGGAGGCAGACCUGGAGGCUGAUUACUAUGUCCUGUAGAGCACAAUGCACCAACCAGGUGGGAGAUACAAGUAUAGUUCCUACACAGUGUGCCCCCUUCCCCACAGCUGGGAGGAAUGGCAAGAGCUCUGGGACCAACAGAAGUUCUGUAAUUACAACACCUUUGUGGGUGACCCAGAGGAGAAGUUCUGGAGCCUCUAUACAAGCCGGUUUAGAUACAUUGGCAUGAAUGAUACAGAGGAAAGGAGGGACUGGUUAGCUGAACUGGUUUAUUGGGAGCUGAAUAUUAUAAGAGACUAUGUGGGGAUCCUACAAUUUGAAGAUCGUCGUAGGGAAGAAAUGCUUGCAGAACCUGAGCUUGGUUGCUGCCCGUUUAAAGGCUUGGCAGAGGCUGUGGCUUCCCCAAGUGAAAACCCUGUCUGUGUGGAGUCCAGUGGCUGUGUGAUCCCUGGGAUGGCAGAACCUGAGCGUGGUUGCUGCAUAUCUAAAGUCUUAGCAGAGGAUGCGGCCUCCCCAAGUGAAAACCCUGUCUGUGUGAAGUCCAGUGGGUGUUUGAUCCCUUGGCUGGCAGAACCUGAGCUUGGUUGCUGCAUAUCUAAAGGCUUGGCAGAGGCUCCAGCCUCCCCAAGUGAAAACCCUGUCUGUGUGGAGUCCAGUGGCUGUGUGAUCUCCAGACUGGAAGAAUUGGGAAAAGAUUGCAUGGAGGAGAAAGAGGAAGAUAUCCCAUCACCAAAGGAGCAGCAGCUGGUGAAAGAGGAUCAGAUGAACACCCGACAGAAAAGUGCAUGUUUGGUGAGUCCCAGUGUCAUCCCCUCAACAUUCCCCAGGUGGAGGGAUCCCAAACUGUGUGAUGUUUCAUGGGCUAGGGCCCCUAGAAAAGUUGGGGGUAAUUUGAAACUAAAGAAAAGGCCGGGGGGAAAAAACUUUAGGAAUACUCUCUGGGGUCCACUUGUUACUGGGGUUACCUGACAAUGAGUCCCCUGGCCUGACUGCUGGGGAGGGGAUUACAGACUGUUUCACCUUUGAAUGUCCCCUUCUCCCUGGGAGACCCCUUUAUUGUCCUGGAGGCCAGAACCGUGACAUUUACUGGAUAACCCAUAUGGAGGAGAGGGGAUUGAUGAUGGCUGCCCUGAAAUAUCUUCCCUAAAUCCUGUGGGUUCAGGUUACAUUCCGAUUUUUUUUCACGUUUACCAUGUGGUGUAUUCACAGUAUACCCCUGUUUUGCCCUGGAACGUAAUGACUUUUGCUCAGUGACUGGGAAUUGUUUGUGAAAUCUGCAACCAAACUGUGUGUCAUGGACUGUAACUGUGUGGGAGGGGGGAGAGAACACAGGAGCUUUGGGAUAGACUCCAUCCAGGACUCUAAGAGACUAUUUUUUUUCUCUACUACGGACAUUUUAUUGUAUGGGAAUUGGCUAGUGAGGCUGCUGGGAACCUGUAUAGGCCCCCAGCAGGCUCCCUAUUUGGAAGGGGGGAGAAAUUGUGAUAAAACAAACUUUUAAUCGGGAGGGAAAUAUGUCAACUAUUAUGUUAUGGCUUAGUUGCUUCUAAAUGCUUCAACAAAUGGUAUGUGUAUGAUAACCUUUGCUCCUUUCCCUAUGUGGUUUUUGAUGUUGGAUAGCCAGGCUUGCAUUCCUUGGUAAGUGACCCCUACUGUGAGGGCAAACAAACCAGAACCCUCUGUAACUCAAUACACAUAGAUGACCCCAAGAGUUGUGAACUGUCUGGAUCCUACAUUCAGGCUAAACUGGGCAUGCUCACCAAAUGGCACCCCAUUGGCCAAACAGUAUUAGCUGUGAUUGGCACCAUUAUAAUUCAUGGUCGGAUUGGUCCUUAUAAUGGCACGCCUGGCCUAUCAUGUGAUUGGCCCUUGUGGAAGCUGCCUUUGUGGUUGGCAGAAGGACUCAAACCCUGAUCUGCAUUUACGAAAGGGGCUGUUCCCUUUCUGGCUUACAAAGGUGGCUGUUAAGAAUUCCAAUUUGUUAGUCUUUUUAUACAAAUGGAAGAUCACAGAGACUUCCCAGCUGUAAACCAUCACAGCUGUACCCACAUGUUCCAGUGACCAGCAGUAGCAGUGGCAGGGGGUAGGGGGGCCUUGUUGUAAAGUUCUGUACCAGGGCCCUCAGGGGUCUAGUUACACCACUGAAGCCUCAUGCUGAAUGUAUGUAACAGAAAACAAUGGUGUAAUACAUUUGUUGUCUUUUUGACUUAUCUUUAAAAAAUACAAUGUAAAUGUAUGAGAAAAGUAAUGUGUAUUGCCUCUGGU
Xenopus laevis (African clawed frog) is the source of this 2764-nucleotide messenger RNA. RefSeq lists its product as uncharacterized. The coding region runs from base 545 to 1468 and encodes 307 amino acids. NCBI's taxonomy places the organism in Eukaryota, Metazoa, Chordata, Amphibia, Anura, Pipidae. The transcript has a single exon. The record is from RefSeq and is a predicted model, not a curated record.